Argiope bruennichi is the source of this 1631-nucleotide messenger RNA. Its product is annotated as arrestin homolog. Gene Ontology annotation, cellular component: cytoplasm. The record is from RefSeq and is a predicted model, not a curated record. Lineage: Eukaryota; Metazoa; Arthropoda; Arachnida; Araneae; Araneidae. Gene Ontology annotation, biological process: G protein-coupled receptor internalization; signal transduction. Gene Ontology annotation, molecular function: G protein-coupled receptor binding. The transcript is spliced from 4 exons. Bases 88 to 1212 code for a protein of 374 amino acids.
UGUGCGCAUGCGCCACUCUUGGGAAACUGUGCCGAUCAGCCCCAUCCUCCACAGUCAAGCAAGCCGGAUCAACAGGCGAACAGGACAAUGCCAACAGCAGUGCUGAAGAAGCAGAGUCCUAACGGAUUACUGACUGUGUACCUGAGCAGACGGGAGCUCAUCGUAGAGGAAGGAGGCGUGGUCAGGCCCAUCGACGGAGUGGUGCUGACCGACCCGGACCUCAGCGCACAGCACGAGCCCUUCAAGAUCUUUGCACUGGUUGUCCUCACCUUCCGCUACGGCAGGGAAGACGAGGAGGUCAUGGGACUCAAGUUCUACACUGAAGCCAUUUUACAUUACGAACAGGUAUACCCCAGUAGCAGCAAAAGUCCCCGUCCACUGACUGCCUUGCAGCAACACCUGUUAAAGAAACUCGGUCCGGACGCACAUCCCCUCACUGUGAGCGUGUCCGGUCAUGCACCUCAUUCCGUGGGACUGAAGCCAGCACGAGCGUACGGCGGGAGCCCACUCGGUGUCACCUACGACCUCAAGGUAUUUCCCGGUAACCGGGCAGAUGAAAAACCUUCAAAGCGCAAUCUGGUAAGGCUAUCCCUUCGCUGCACCCACCGCAGUCCAGCUCCGUUCCCUAACCCCCCAGCGGCAGCCCUCAGCCGGGCAUUUGUCUUCAGUUCUGGAAAACUCCGGUUGGAGGCCAGAUUGGAUAAAGAAGCCUACCGUUACGACGAAACCCUGCAAGUCCACGUCAGCUUGGACAACUCCAGCAACCGAACUGUCCAUCGCGUCCGAGUUACCUUGGUCCAGUAUGUCAACGUCUGCAUGUUCACCAACGGCCGAUUCAAGAAUAUAGUGGGGUUAUCCGAAACGGAACCUGGUCAUCCAGUCAGACCUGGUUCCUGCCUAUCCAGGGUUUUCCAUGUGAAACCUACAGUUCACAUGCGGUAUCCAGUCGCACUAGCGAUUGAAGGAGGUCUUUCAAAUUCCACUGUAAAAUUGUCACCUUCUACGAUUCCAGCUCUGGCAACGGAAAGAAAUCCCUACGGAGUGACUGUCUGCUACGAAGUGAAAGUGAAAGCUUUCCUGGGGGUGGUUGACAGACCUGUAUGUCUACGACUGCCCUUUCGUAUCAUUGAGGAUCCACCGGUGAUUGAAGAAGAGGAACCUGUGCCCCUGACGGAAGAAGAAGAGGAAAAGGAGAGUGUCUUUCCCACGUAGGAAGGAUAUAGGGGUGUCAUUCCGAAAAGAACUACAGUACUGCCAUUCUGUAGUCCUCCGGGAAAUUAGGGUCCAAAAACAACACACAUAAUAAUAUACGGCGUCAGGUAGUCAAACCGAAGACGUAUAUUUUUCCAUUUUUCUACUGUGGAUCCGAUGGAUAAAGCGUCUUUCAGAAUGGACACAAGAAACAAAACAUCUAGUUUUGUAAAGUAACUAUUUUUACCUCUAAAUAGAGGCUUCUAUCAAGACAUUUUAUGUUUAAAUGUGAGAUAUAAAUGUCCAUCGUGAUGUUUUAAUUUAGGACAAUUCAUCUUUAUUUAUUUUUUGUGCUCUUUUAAGACAUUCUCUGAUGAUUGUUAUCGCAAUGACUUGUACACAGUGUUACACUUAAGCAUGCAUGUAAAUAUUCAUUUUGA